AUGACCGCUGCGAAGUUUCCUCACAUCACAGAGAGGCCGAUAACAUGGCAGGUCAAGGAAGAGCUGGCUGCUGGCCGGCCAUUUCCCGCCACUGGUGACAUUUUUCACGUGGCCCUGAAUGCCGUACUUGCGUUUUCUUUUGGGUUCAAAUUUUCCCACAACGCCACGGAGCCCCAGAUUCGGCGGCUAAAAGACCUCCCGAGAACGGGGACUCUCUGGAACGGACGGGGCGCAGAUGAAGACCGGCCUAUGAACUUCCCCCAUGCAGAAAUCAACCAGGCCAUCGAAGCGAUGCUCGAAUUAGGUGAUUCCAUGGAGCAGGUGAAGAGUGCACCAUCGCCUCGCAUGAAGUGGUGCGACAAUCGAGUGUGGGUGCGGUCUGCCGUGGAUCGUAUUGUCGAUGGGGAGGAUAGUCACGCUCAGAAAGAAGGACGGAGGCCCGCCUUCUUCUCCAAAGCCGUCAUGGACGAGGUCUUUGGGUUCAUCGUCGCUGGCCAUGAUACUAUGAGCACAACGAUGUGCCGGGGCGUUAAACUCCUUGCCGACCAUCCAGACUGGCAAUCCCAGCUUUGGCAAUCCCAGCUUUGGCAAUCCCAGCUUCAGCAAGCUCUCCUCGCUGCCUUAGGCUCCGCAGCCGCUGAGAAGCGUGCUCCGACAGUCGAGGAGAUCAUGCAAACAUCCGUCUCUCUCGUGGAUGCUACCAUGGAAGAGAUCCUACGGUGCGGCGGCACUGUGCCCAUCAUGGAUCGUGAGGCGACCAGGGAAACAACGCUCCUUGGUCACAGAAUACCCAAGGGCACACUUAUAUUCUUCCUACAGAAUAGCCAUAGUAUGCUCUCACCAGGGCUUAACGUAGAUAAGAGCCACUGUAGCCCACACUCACGACCGGCAAUGGAACUUGGACAGGCACCACAGGCACCACGAAGCUGGAAUGAUUUGGAUAUCGAUCAGUUCAAGCCUGGACGCUGGCUCGUUUCGGAAAACACCGACCAGGGGGGGCAGUUUGGUAUUUAA
This is a messenger RNA of Penicillium chermesinum, 1014 nucleotides long. RefSeq names its product cytochrome P450. Gene Ontology annotation, molecular function: iron ion binding; oxidoreductase activity, acting on paired donors, with incorporation or reduction of molecular oxygen; heme binding. Bases 1 to 1014 code for a protein of 337 amino acids. The transcript has 2 exons. The record is from RefSeq and is a predicted model, not a curated record. NCBI's taxonomy places the organism in Eukaryota, Fungi, Ascomycota, Eurotiomycetes, Eurotiales, Aspergillaceae.